CCUCCUCUAACUCCAACAGUUGCUUCUGUGAGACUAGGAACCUGUUUAAACAAAUUCACUCAGUAGUUUUUGUUGCUAUCCCCUUAUUUUGACCGGCUUUCAUUAAAGAGUCAUGGUGGUAAAUGGAAGUUUAUUUUGGCUAACUAAAGGUAGACUUUACAGAGAACACAAGUCCAGAAAACGUCCUUCUUUGACUGUUCUUUACUUCUUUAAUUGAUAUUGUAGUGUUGUUUUUAAGCUAACUGUCAGUGUUUAGCUUUAAGCACUGUUUUUUAUUUUAGCUGUCAUAUAUUUAACUUUUAACGGUCGUGUUUUUGAUCAUUUUAUCUUUCAUUGUUCUUAUAAUGACUGUUAGUUUGAGGCUUGGAUAUGUGCUUUUAAGGGACAAUACAGAGCAGAGGUGAUUAGAAGAACUAAAAAUAUUUUUUUCCUUAAAGUCACCUCACUUUUUUUCCAGUAUCAGUUUCACUUAUAUCAUUGUCUUCUAAAUCAGCCAGAGUACUAUACAUGCAUUGUUCCUUAUCUCACUUUCCUCUACUUUAAAUUGAUUAUCCGAGGUCAGUGAUGGAGAAAGCAUGCUUUUUUGACCGGUGAAUGGAAAACUUUUUAAACAAAGUCUGGGUAAAAAAGAACAAGACAAGAUGACCAUCAGCGCGUAAUAAGUCUGACAUUAUAACCCCGUGGCAAACAAUACAUGUAUUAUCAUCAAGUUUAACCAAAAAUUAUCUGUAGGGCGUAAACUAAUAAAGCAGUUCUAACAGUGGGCCGCUUUGUGAGUUCACUUUUUCCAAACCUACAAGUAAUUUAGGUAAUUUUAGGUGAGUGGUUAGCCCUCAAAAAUAGCCCUCAACCUUCAGUCACAAACACUAAAAUAGAUUUAUUGCAGUUAUUGUUCGGAAAUCCAAUUACGCUUUACUGUCUCCAUUGAAACAAGUAAAUGAAUGGAAAUGCUUGGUUAAAAAUGGCACUGAGAAUUAUUUAAAGCCCCCUUUGGGGAACAAGGGUCAAUUGUGCUGCGACAACCCCUGGAGCAGGCAGCAGAGGACUUUGGGAGUUGACCUCUAAUUGGUCAGUUUGAGAGAAAGGGGCGGUCCGAAUGAAUUAGUGAUAGACUCUAAAGGCAGAUAUCCUGCAGUGAUCAAACCCUGGGUGAUCUGACAGUUCAGUGUUUGAUGUGAUUAUCAUGCUAGGCAACAUAAAGGCUUACCCCCAGCUUUGGGCCUAAUUAGUUCACUAAGGGGCCUUUAUAAGACAUUGAUAAGGGACCGGGAAGUACAGACACUCACUGAGUGAGCAGAGCAUCAGGAUAGCGAUAGCAGCAGCAGCAGCAGCAGCAGCAGCAGCAGACUUGGAUCCCUAAAGUUGACCUGCUGCUCCAACAAACAAACCACUCUGAAGAGUAUCUGCUUUUCUGAGAAUGCCACACUUAACUGACUGCAGUUACUUCACGAUGCGGGACGCAACAAGAGCUUCAAAUGUACACAGCCACCUGGAGAACUCCAAGUUCCACCUCCACCAGAGCCAGAACCAGCAGGUCAAACAGUACCUGACACUGGGCUCAAAGCUGGCCUCGUCUGCCGGGCAGGGCCACAGUGUGCAGCAUCCACACACACCGGGCCAGGCGCUGGCCAGCGUUCCCAUCAUGAGGAAUGGACACAUGCCCUCGGUCAGCGACGGCAGCAACCCAAACAGCCCCGUUACCCUGCUCACUAUGGCCAACCAUGACAGCGAGUUUCCAAUGGAUGAAGUUAUUGAUGAUCUUAUUAGUCUUGAAUCCGGUUUCAAUGAUGGAGGCUUGGAUUGCAUGGAGCCUAACAUCAUAAUGCAAGGGAAUGUAUCCCUCAGCGGCAGCAUGCUGGACAUCUAUGGGGGCGAACCAGGUAUGAGCGCUCCUAAUGGUGGAAUGAGUCCCACAUCUAACCCCACAAAUCUCACUGUAAAAAGGGAAUACACAGAACAUGACACGAGAGUAAUGGCCAAAGAGAGACAGAAAAAGGACAACCAUAAUCUAAUUGAAAGACGGAGAAGAUACAACAUCAACUACAGGAUCAAGGAGUUGGGGACACUUAUACCAAAGUCCAAUGACCCAGACAUGCGCUGGAACAAAGGCACCAUCCUGAAGGCCUCGGUGGAGUACAUAAAGUGGCUGCAGAAGGAGCAGCAGCACGCUCGGGAGCUGGAGAGCCGGCAGAAGAAGCUGGAGCAGGCGAACAGAAGGCUGCUGCUGAGGAUCCAGGAACUUGAGAUCCAGGCGCGAGCACACGGCCUCCCCAACAUGGCUACAGCUUUAGGGACAGUUGAACUUUCCUCACACCUCCUCAAACAACAACAACAACAACAGCAGCAGCAGCAGUCAUCCCCUCAGCCCCAACAACCCAUACAGCCGCCCCUCUACCAGGAGGACCCCAACAGCGACUACCUCCAGAGGAUAGCCUCUGUAGCGGGCGUUCAUUCCAUCCCUAGUGCAGCCGGGCCGCAGGAUCACAUCCCCGGUGCAGAUGGUUGCACCACGUUCUCCGACCCGCUGUCCCACUUCACAGACUUCUUCAGCGCCACACUUAAGGAGGAGCACCGGCUGGACGAGAUCCUGAUGGACGACCCGCUGUCGCCUUUUGGCACAGACCCGCUUCUCUCGGCUGGUUCGCCUGGAGAAGCUUCCAAAGACAGCAGCCGCAGGAGCAGCUUUAGCUCAGCGGAGGAUGACGACCUAUAAGACUUCCCUCUUCAGUUACACACUUCUGGUUGUGGUGAAGGGCGUACACAGGGCCUUCUGAAGACUGACUCUUGGACUGCAACUACUGUAUAGUUUGAACAACAGCUAAAACACCUGACAGUGCUCAAAAAGGUGCCACUUGUAUAAAACAAGUCUUUUGUUUGUUUUUUAGCAGCUCAUGGACUUCCUGCUCCUCAGCGUAACGUUACUAAAGACAAACUGUGCAUUCUGCCUCCCGGACAGAGCAGAAACAGACUCAUAAGAAAAAAGGGAGACAAUAAUCAGCCUUCAUGUGUGUAAUAUACCUGUUCUUUCGGUAAACACUGUGGUAGCCAAACACUGUAAAAUGCCAAAUAAUCACUGAAAACAGCCAAAAUGCUUCUCUUUUUGAAAAACCAAAAUACUACUACGUCAUAAAAGGACCUUUUUUAAUA
Messenger RNA from Labrus bergylta (ballan wrasse), 3147 nucleotides. The record is from RefSeq and is a predicted model, not a curated record. NCBI's taxonomy places the organism in Eukaryota, Metazoa, Chordata, Actinopteri, Labriformes, Labridae.